Molecule: messenger RNA, 540 nt
Organism: Schistocerca gregaria
Lineage: Eukaryota; Metazoa; Arthropoda; Insecta; Orthoptera; Acrididae
Exons: 3
Coding region: 59-394 (111 amino acids)
Source: RefSeq, a predicted model, not a curated record
UUCCAAAACGAAUCGUUUCAGCUACGAUCAGUCACAAUAAAAUAACAGGAAACUGAGUAUGGCUAGUUUGGAGAGAGCACCGCAACUCGCCGAAACAGCAUCAACAUCUUCACUGCCGGAACCAAAAAGAAAAUUGCAGGCCACUAGACGUCGCGGGUCAACGGCCAAAGAGCAGCAGGUCCUGUGUCCGGGUUGUUGCGUCGAACCUCCAACAGUCAAGUUGGUCUGCCGUUCCAAUUGCUGGGAGUCCCUUCAACAUAUCGCCUAUAACACAAAACAAGAAGACGUCGAAUCGCAUAAUCUCUACCAGAAACGAUCAGUGCAAAAAAAACCUCAAAGGAGCCUGAAUGGAGGAAAGGGCCCCAAACUACUGACUCCAGUGAUUCAGAUAUAGUGAAGCUACAAGAUUCUACUGAUGAGGUGGUCAGAAUGCGUUCUGAAUCAGGAAGUGUAGAUUCAGAAUUCAUGUUCUGUGGCCCAAAAUUUUCCUGUGUACAACAUAUACAGCGCGAAAUGUGAAACGAUGAAAAGAGUUCUGUU